This is a messenger RNA of Olea europaea var. sylvestris, 756 nucleotides long. RefSeq lists its product as uncharacterized. The transcript is spliced from 2 exons. Bases 1 to 756 code for a protein of 251 amino acids. Lineage: Eukaryota; Viridiplantae; Streptophyta; Magnoliopsida; Lamiales; Oleaceae. The record is from RefSeq and is a predicted model, not a curated record.
AUGGAGAAAGCUGAAGCUACCCUUCAGAACCAAAAUGUAGCCAUUAAAAUUUUGGAAACUCAGAUGGGGCAACUAGCCAUGGCAUUGACUAGCAGAGCACCGGGUAAUAUGUCGAGUAACACAGAAAUUAACCCUAAGGAGCAAGCUAAGGCCAUUACAACUCGAAGUGGGGUGCAGCUACCCGAAAUACAUGUCAAGAGACUGAGUGUAAAUGGAGAGACAUCACCUCCUACAGAGGAAGAAAAUGUGGAACAGGACGAACAACCAAAAGAAUCAACUCCAAAGAGAAGUUCAGAGAAUUUACGGGAUAAAGCCACAGCUACAGUCAACCCAUACGAGCCUCCAAUUCCAUUUCCCCAGCGGUUGAGGAAACAUAAAAUGGAACAGCAGUACAAGAUUUUCCUAGAAGUCUUCAAAAAGCUCCAAAUCAAUAUCCCGCUAGCCGAUGCACUAUCUCAAACGCCCAGCUAUGCAAAGAAACUCGGUUUAGGAGAGGCUAAGGCGACUACCGUAACACUGCAGUUGGCUGAUAGGUCAUUGACCCAUCCUAAGGAAACAAUAGAAGAUGUGCUUAUCAAGGUUGAAAAAUUCAUAUUCCCUGCAGAUUUCCUAAUCUUGGACAUGGAGGAAGAUAAGGACAUCCUGUUGAUACUUGACAAACCAUUUUUGGCAACAGGGAGAGCCUUAAUUGAUGUUCAGAGAGGACAGUUAAUUUUGAGAUUCGGAGAGGAGCAAAUAUCAUUCAACAUCUUUUAG